AUGGCCAGCUCACGGUACCUCUCUCUCUUGGGGCUGCUCUGCAUCGUGCUGUGCUUUGUGAGCGCGCACGCCCAGGCGCCGGCGAAGCCCACCAAGGCGCAAAUAAAAGCGGAGCUUCAAAACAUGGCGAACGCCAUUACUCAGAAGUUUCCGAAAUAUGCGAAAUACGCCAAAGACAUCAACAAGUACAUUGGCCUCGCACUGAACUCGAAGUACGAUUUCACAGCACUCAGCGACGCAACGCUCCUUCUUCCCAGCGACACAGAGGCGGAGGCCCUCGCUAAGAAGGUCCCCGUUAAUAAAGCCAACAUCCCCAAAAUCUACAACAUUACGGCGUACCACAUUAUUCGCAAGAAGUACACCGUUCCCGCGCUCAAGGUGCUCAAGAAGUCGCAGCCGCUCGGCACGCAGCUGAAGCAGGCGAUGUACAAGGUUUCGCAGCAGAAUGGUAACACGGUUUCUUUCGCCAAGACGCCCAAUGCCCCCCCUGCCGCCUGGACCACGAUCAAGAUCGUUCGGCUGUACGCUGGGCCGUACUUCAUCGCGCACGGCGUGGAUAAAGUCCUGGUUCCCACGAACACCAAGGUGUAA
This is a messenger RNA of Closterium sp. Naga37s-1, 591 nucleotides long. The record is from the annotation of a GenBank genome assembly. Lineage: Eukaryota; Viridiplantae; Streptophyta; Zygnematophyceae; Desmidiales; Closteriaceae.